This is a messenger RNA of Daktulosphaira vitifoliae (grape phylloxera), 2490 nucleotides long. RefSeq names its product E3 SUMO-protein ligase PIAS2-like. Gene Ontology annotation, molecular function: SUMO ligase activity; zinc ion binding; transcription coregulator activity. The transcript has 3 exons. The record is from RefSeq and is a predicted model, not a curated record. Lineage: Eukaryota; Metazoa; Arthropoda; Insecta; Hemiptera; Phylloxeridae. Gene Ontology annotation, biological process: regulation of transcription by RNA polymerase II; protein sumoylation. Bases 275 to 2107 code for a protein of 610 amino acids.
ACUAUUUCAUUAGAUUAUCAUGACUUAUACUUAAAAUUAGAUAAUAACGAUUUAACGAUACAUUUAAACAUUAAAUCGAAAGAAAAUUGUUAAGUAGUACUAUUUAAUUAAUGUUCACAUUUAAAAAAUAUAAGUUUAUAUUUUUAAAUUAUUUUAUUGAUCGCACAUAGGUAAUAAAAUUGAAAUUCUGAGUGUAAAAUGCUCAACAUACAAUAAAAUUGCCAAAUUAUUUAAAUCUAGUGUUGAUGUGUUAAAUUAUAACAAAUGUUAGAAAAUGAGUGGUUAUACAGAAGAAACAUACACAAACUUGCUGAACAGCUUUAGAACCAAUGAUUUACAAGUAUUAUUGGGAACAUUUGGUUUCAGUACAACAGGUCGAAAGGCUGAUCUUAGAGAUCGAGCUGCAGAGUUAUUAAGGAAUAAACCAACUAAUUUUAAUUUUAAUGCAUUUUUAUCCAAAAUUGUUGACAUUCAUCAUACUUCUUUUCGUGAAAAUCGUUUACCUACAAGUAAUAACAAUUUAAUGCGAAGUAUGUUACAAAAUCAAUCACACAAUAUGAUACCUAUUGGAAUGCAGCAUCAUCAACAAAUGUUUCAACCAAAUCAGUAUUUGCAACAACAAAUGAAUAUGUCACGUUAUAGAUUACCCCAAGUCACACCACAAAUGCCAAAGAGUAUACCUGAGAAUGGACAUUUACAAUAUAAUUAUCCAUCUCUAGCACCACGUAGUAUGGUACCUCGAAUAUCAUCUAAUCCUCAAAAUAUGGUUCAACCUAAUCAAAUAUUACCUAAUAUGGGAAGACCAACACUUAAUAGAAAUAGUGUCAACCCAGUUACAAUACUUCCUAAUAAUUUAAAAUUAAAAAAGUUACCUUUUUAUGAAGUUAUUGAUGAAGUUAUUAAACCAAGUUGUCUUGACGGCCAAGAACAAUGCAGUGUACCAAAUGCUCCUAAAGGUAUGAGAGAGAUGUUUUUCAAAAUAAAUCUUUCGCCUGAAUGGGCUACCCAUAUUUCAAUGAAUCGUGAUAUAUCAAAUGGUAAAAGUGAGUACACAUUUCAAAUACAAAUUCGUAUCUGUCAAUUAGAACCAGAUACCGAAAUUUCUGACUUCAUGCCUCUUGGUGUACAUAUUCGUGUAUGUGGAAAAGUAUGUCAGUUACCACCAAGUGCUCCUAAUAUUAAACCUGGUGUUGAAGCAAGACGAAUACCUAGGCCAAUUAAUUGUACUCAACAUCUUAAACUCAAUCCUAAUAUUUCAAAUCCAGUUAUUGUAAAUUGGAUGCCUGAUGGAAAAACAUAUGUUUUUUGUGCAUAUUUAGUAAAAAAAUUAAACGCUGAAUCAUUGUUGAAAAAACUUCAAGAAAAAGGAGCAAGAAGUGCUGUAGAAACUAAAAAUAAUAUUAUUAAAAAGUUAGCUGAUGUUGAUCCAGAUUUAGCUACUACUUCAUAUAGAUUUUCCUUAGUAUGUCCCUUAGGAAAAAUGAGAAUGAAAAUUCCAGCUAAAUCAACAAAUUGUGAUCAUUUACAAUGCUUUGAUGCUAGUAUUUUCUUGUUAAUGAAUGAAAAGAAACCAACUUGGACAUGUCCUACUUGUAGCAAACCAUGUAUUUAUGAUGACAUCAGAAUAGAAUCAUAUUUCUUAGAUGUAGUUUCUAGCCCAAAUCUUCCAGAAAAUUGUAAGGAGAUAGAAAUAAUUGCUGAUGGUUCAUGGAAAGUUUAUGAAGAAGAAAAAAAAUUGAACAAUUCAGAUUAUGUUUCAAACUCCAAAGAGAAACCCAUAGAUUCUGUUGAUUUGGAUGAUGAUAGUGAUGAUUGUAAUGCCGGUAAUUCAAAUGAAUCAAACAAUGUUCCUAAUCCAGAGUUUUCCAUAGAACCAGAAAAUUUAAAAUCAAGUUUUGUUGAUUUAACAAUAAGUGAUGAUGAAGAAUCUGUUCCUAAAGAUAGAGAUAAGCAAGAAAAUGAAGCUGUUCCAGUUGAACAUGUACAACCUGUAUCUAAUAAAGCUUUAGAGCCUCAUGCACAACAAAUACAGCCCCAGCAAGCAGUGACUAGUUCCAUGCAAGGUGUUAUAAUAGAAUUAGACAACAGUCUUUCUCCACCUUCAUAAUAUCAUGAGACUAAUGUAAAGGUUACAAUUUAUUGGUUUAAAUUUAUUUUGUUAAUAUUUUAAUUAUUUGCUAUUCAUGAAAAUUUUAUCUAUUUUUUAAUGACUUGUAAAUAUAUUAUUAACAAGAAGUAAGAUUAUUAAAAAUUAAUUAAUGUAUUAAUUAAUUAUUUUUAAUUUUAUUUGAACAAACAAUUUUUUUACUUAUAUAUUUUUUUUUGUAAGAUAUUACAAUUUUUUUACAUUUUUUAAUAUUCAUUUAUUUUUAUAUGUUGGUAAUUAAAAUAAUUUGUUAAAAAUAUAAUUUUUGUAUAUUGAAAUAAUGUGAUUGUUAUUAAAUUGUAUUUUUAAUCUAUUUCUUAAGUAAUAAAAUUAAUUUUAUAAUA